Volvox carteri f. nagariensis is the source of this 1812-nucleotide messenger RNA. RefSeq lists its product as uncharacterized. Gene Ontology annotation, molecular function: antiporter activity. Lineage: Eukaryota; Viridiplantae; Chlorophyta; Chlorophyceae; Chlamydomonadales; Volvocaceae. Bases 1 to 1299 code for a protein of 432 amino acids. The record is from RefSeq and is a predicted model, not a curated record. The transcript has 9 exons. Gene Ontology annotation, cellular component: Golgi apparatus.
AUGUCUUCAGUCAUUAAGCCGUGUGCUGCUGCUGAGGAGAAGGGUUCACCUGCUGCGGCCACUUUCAAAUCAUCUGGAACUCCACAGUACAUUAAAAUCAUAUACAUAGCUCUAAAUGUUUUUGCAGCAUGCAGUAUCGUCUUCGCAAACAAGAUUGUGUUUGCUGUCUACCAUUUCAAGUUCGUGACUACCUUGACGCUGAUCCACACCUUGUUCACAUGGCUGGGCAUGAUUAUGAUGCAGCAGCUUGGAUUUUUCGACUCGAAGAGCUUCACACCGCUGGAAAUCGCUCCAUUGGCGCUGGGUUACGUGGGCUACAUUGUGCUCAAUAACCUUUCCUUGAACUUAAAUACCGUCGGAUUCUACCAGAUUUUAAAGAUCGCCAUUACCCCCACCGUCAUCUUUUUGGAGUUCCUCCUGUUCCGUAAGGUUCAGUCCUUACGGGUGCUGCUGGCGGUGGUGGUGGUGUGUGUGGGCGUGGCGGCGGCGGCCGUGACGGACACGGUGGCGGUGUCCAACCUGGUCGGAGUCGCCGUGGGGCUGGGCUCCGUGGUGGUGACGGCGCUGUACCAGAUCUGGGCGGGAUCGAAGCAACGAGAGCUGCGGGCGAAUAGCUCUCAGCUGCUACUUGCCUACACACCGCAGGCCACGGUCCUUCUAGCUGUGUUGGCCCCCCUGCUGGACGAUAUUGGCUUCGCCCACCCCGGACCCAACACCGUCCUGGGCUACAGCUACCGGCCCGCUGCGGUGGCUGCCAUCGUGGUUUCGGGGCUGCUUGGGCUGCUGGUCAGCCUGUCCACCUUCCUGGUCAUCGGAGCGACCUCCAGCCUCACGUACAAUGUCGUGGGGCACUCAAAAACGGUAAAAAAAGAGGAGGGGAGCGUAAACUUUGCUGCACGGGUUCUCAUUCUCGCGGGCGGCUGCCUCAUCUUCGGCGACUCCAUGCCCUGGAAGCGGCUACUCGGUAUCGCGGUGACCAUGUCCGGAAUAGCCUGGACGAAGGGCACUGGGCGAGGUAUUGCCUACAAUCGUCAAGGAACACUGCUCGCACGCCGACGGCCCAUCGGCAGCGGCACAGCUGGUAUUGCAACCCCCCACUUAAAGGCCGGAGAACGAGAUUUCCGGGUAACAAGCUUGUUGCACAAGACUGCACUCCACUCCUCCCCAGCCACUGAACACAACCGGAAAGCUGAAUCAGCAUCUGACCCCAGUACAGCACAUAUGUCGCAGCCGUCCAACCCCUUGCGGAUUCGUGUAGGCGAGCGAUUUACCAUCCGCACCUACUGCGACCAAUUUUAAUUCCCCCUCCCGGGCCGCCCAGAUGAAAUCUGUGCCUACCAAACACUGACAAAGAUACAGACGCACAAAUCAUGUGAGGCUACUUUGCCCCACACACACGAAGGAAAGGAAACGGCGACUACUUAAACCAGCGGACAAACAAUCAGCAAAGGCGGUUUACGCCUCUUUUUGUUCCUCACUCUACGAUGAGACGGUAGGAAGACACGAAAACAGUCUCUGCAUCUACAGCGGAAAUGAACAACCACUAACAACUCAUGACAUCAUCCACGUCAUGUACGACAGUCAGUGCAGAACAUGGGCCGACCGUAAAAUGCCGUGGGGGGGUUUUGUACGCCAAUAGCCCUUUCGUGAAAUCGCGGCCUUGACAUAUGCGCGCAGACCGCUAAGCCUACUUUCCAUCUACAUUUACAGGAGGGCAGCAGGGUAGGAAAGCUUUCUUCCGGUUUACAGCAUCCAGCUCGUACGUCCCAGCUGGGUCAAGGCCAGGAUAGUCCGGCUGUAAUGGGCGGCCGC